AUGGAAGAAAUAACCACAGAAGAGCAGAAAAAAUAUUGGGAGAUUUUUAUCUCUUUAAAUCCGAAAAACGGGUAUUUAAGUGGAGAUCAAGCAGCAGAUGUGUUAAAAAACUCUAAAUUGUCGAAUUAUCAGCUUGAAAAGAUAUGGAAUUUGGCAGAUGUCGACAGUGAUGGAAAUCUUGAUUUUGAAGAGUUUUGUAUUGCGAUGCGAUUGAUUUUUGACGUUAUUAACAAUGUUUAUUUGGAGGUUCCUACACGGCUGCCGGAUUUUUUGAUUCCGACAUCAAAAGCUCAUCUGAUUACUGCUCGUCAGGCUAUUAAUGAAAAUUUACAAAAACAGCAAUUUAUGCAAAUUACAGACAAAACAAGAGCUUUACGGUAUGAUUUUGACUGGCAUAUACAACCAUCUGAUAAGCAAAAUUACGAGACAAUAUAUACAUCAACUGCAGAUUCAUAUGGAUAUAUUUCUUUUGAUACUCUCAAAAAUUUGUAUGCAAUUUUAGAUAUUUCAGAUACAGAACUUCAAGACGCAUGGAAGUUGGUAAAUCCUCGUCUACAUGAAUCAAUUGAUAGGGACCAAGUAAUUUUUUUUCUUCAUAUUUUAAAUCAAAGAAAUAAGGGUUUUUGUGUACCAAAUAUAGUUCCUGUUCAUUUAAAAGCUAUUUUUGAGAAAAGCCCGGCAAACUACAAUACGAGAAGGACAUCUAUCCAUCAUGAUAAUGAACAAAGCACAUUUUCACCACAAACUUCAAAAUAUACGUCUCCUAGUACAAAAUCUGAUCUUUCUAAAGGAUAUACAGUAAAAGACAGCGAUAGUAUUGAGAAAAGACGAGAACAGGGCAUUUACUACUCAAAUAUGGAACAAAAAUCAGAUGUCUCUGAUAAACAUUUAUUAAACAUCAUCCAUGAACUGGAAAAGAUGCUUAAUUUUAAAAAAAAAGAGCUAAAACGACUAAAAGAAGGCAAUAUCAAAUCUGCCAUUGGAUUAUCCGAUUUAGAAAGUGUUCAAUCUGAUAUAUUAAUGAUGAAGCAGCAGGUCGACAAUCUUGGUUCGUAUUUAAUUAAAAAAACAGAUGAACUUCAAAAACUGCAUGAUGACAUUAAACAGGAAACACAAGGUCGUUAA
This is a messenger RNA of Pneumocystis jirovecii RU7, 1125 nucleotides long. RefSeq lists its product as uncharacterized. The record is from RefSeq and is a predicted model, not a curated record. Gene Ontology annotation, molecular function: calcium ion binding; protein binding. The transcript is spliced from 7 exons. Gene Ontology annotation, cellular component: cytoplasm; nucleus; mating projection tip. Gene Ontology annotation, biological process: actin filament organization; endocytosis; actin cortical patch assembly. The coding region runs from base 1 to 1125 and encodes 374 amino acids. Lineage: Eukaryota; Fungi; Ascomycota; Pneumocystomycetes; Pneumocystales; Pneumocystaceae.